GCCAACAUGGAGAGUUUGUACCGAGUUCCAUCCUUAGUGCUCGAAUGCCCCAACCUGAAGCUGAAGAAGCCGCGCUGGGUGCACAUGCCGUCGGCCAUGACGGUGUAUGCUCUGGUGGUAGUGUCUUACUUCCUCAUCACCGGCGGAAUCAUUUAUGAUGUUGUUGUUGAACCUCCAAGUGUCGGCUCCAUGACUGAUGAACACGGGCAUCAGAGACCAGUAGCUUUCUUGGCGUACAGAGUAAAUGGACAGUAUGUUAUGGAAGGACUCGCAUCCAGCUUCCUGUUUACAAUGGGAGGUUUAGGUUUCAUAAUCCUGGACCGAUCCAAUGCACCCAACAUUCCCAAACUCAAUAGAUUUCUCCUUCUAUUCAUUGGAUUCGUCUGUGUCCUACUGAGUUUUUUCAUGGCUAGAGUAUUCAUGAGGAUGAAAUUGCCGGGCUAUCUGAUGGGUUAGAGUGCCUUUUGAGAAGAAAUCGGUGGAUACUGAAUUUGCUCCUGUUAAUGAAAUUUUAAAGGCUGUACUCUGAUAUGAAAUAUGGAAAAGGAUGAAAAGCAGCAGAAAAGAAACAUCUGGU
Molecule: messenger RNA, 577 nt
Organism: Hippopotamus amphibius kiboko
Lineage: Eukaryota; Metazoa; Chordata; Mammalia; Artiodactyla; Hippopotamidae
Product: oligosaccharyltransferase complex subunit OSTC-like
Exons: 1
Coding region: 7-456 (149 amino acids)
Cellular component (GO): oligosaccharyltransferase complex
Source: RefSeq, a predicted model, not a curated record